Molecule: messenger RNA, 2962 nt
Organism: Neodiprion virginianus
Lineage: Eukaryota; Metazoa; Arthropoda; Insecta; Hymenoptera; Diprionidae
Gene: Sgf29
Product: SAGA-associated factor 29
Exons: 6
Coding region: 154-1053 (299 amino acids)
Cellular component (GO): SAGA complex
Source: RefSeq, a predicted model, not a curated record
ACGCGCCACAACAGCGCUGAGUUAAAGUUGUGAAUAUCUGUUCAUGGAUAUAUAAUUAUUAGUGCACUGGAAUUAUAGCAUAAUUUUCAAGUUAUGACUCAGUCGGAGAGAAAUAAUAUUUUCAUAAAGAUCUGCGCCAAGUAACUUCAGCUCAUGAGCUCUCCUUCGAAGAUGCCGUUCACAGCUGAUGCAGCGGCACAUCAAAUACAGGAACGGCUCAAGAACAUAUACAAUUUAAUAUUUGAGAUAGAAGAAGAACGCAAUCGAUCUGAACAUAAUUUAAAUAAUAUCACCAAGGCUCAUGACAAAAUAACACCAGAUGAUAAAGUCUCUCCUUACUAUCAACAGAAAUUAAAAAGUUUAUAUAGCGCUGCUGUCUCUGAUGCUCAACAAGAAGAGGAGCUGAUACGAAAAGCGCUGGCAAAAAUCAACGAAAUUAGGGCAAUUCGAAAUGAGCGUAGAAUUCAAGCGCGUAAUGCAGGAAACAAGGAAACGAUACGACGAGGUGCAUUGAUGAAAAUGUUGUUGAGCUCUGCACAAACUCUACCACUAUAUGUGGGUAAGUCACCUGGAGCAAAACCGCCGCCACUAUGUGGCGCAAUUCCAGCUGAAGUUACGUACAUAGCAAAGAUGGGAGAUAUGGUUGCCGCGCUGGUAAAGGGAUCUGAAGAAGAGGAGAAUUGGAUUCUUGCUGAAGUCGUUCAAUUUAAUCCAACGACGAGUAAAUAUGAAGUUGAUGACAUAGAUGAGGAACAAAAAGAUAGGCAUGUUCUUUCAAAGCGUCGUGUUGUCCCUUUGCCUCUGAUGCGAGCAAACCCGGAGACCGAUGCCCAUGCAUUAUUUCCCAAAGGAUCUAUAGUUAUGGCGCUCUAUCCCCAAACGACAUGCUUCUACAAGGCUGUUGUUAAUCAGCUACCGACUACCGCAACUGAAGAGUACGAAGUACUAUUCGAAGAUGCAACAUAUGCGGACGGAUACUCCCCACCUUUAAAUGUUGCGCAACGUUACGUCAUAUCCAUAAAGGAGAGUAAGAAAAAUAAAAGUCAGUCUUGAAGAGAAGCAGAGGUAUUAUUUAUAAUCCGUAACGAAUCAUAAUGACACCGGAAAUUUCUAAGCAAUAAUGCAGAUAUACGUCUAAUUGAGAUGCUGUACAAUUCAAAUCAUGCAAUUAUCUCACUGCCAUCAAUUUUUUUUUUCGUUACAAGAAGAAAUUACGUAGCUAAAUGAACAAAAAUUGAUGCUUUAGUUAUUAGAUAUUUGUAAUAUCAUCAAACUGUAUAUAAUCAAUAAACAGGAGAAAUUUUAUGUGCCAGGAUGUAUAUGCAUUUUAUACAGAUUGCGCACAUAUACAUUCUUUGCUUUUCAUUCCAAAAUACUAUCAAAGUUAUUAUUUCAGUUACUCAAAAUUACGCAUAAGGAUUCUUUAUUUGUCCAUUCAAUCAUCUUACAUUUAUUUUUUAACAUAUUUUUUCCUCUUAUCUAUUUUCUUUUCUUAUUUUUCUUUCCUAGUGAGAAAUAAAAAUUGUUCAUGAAUACGUGUUUUGUCGCUGAAUCGAAGGUGAUGCUGCACCGCACCUGCAAAAUACUUAGCGACAUGGGAGUAAUGUGGGUUUAAUUAGACUUUCGGUCUCUAAUACGAACACCAGAACUUUUUAGUGCUCAAAACGCACUCGGAAGUACAUUAUGUAUAAAUAUCGGUAAUAGCGAUCAAUCCUCAUCUUACAAAGUAGUAUUCAACGCUUUUUUUUAAACUUUAAAUCAAAUUAAAAAUCUAUCCUUAAAACGUUCCUACUUAAUCAAAGUUGCAAUGACAUGAAACUGUGUUGCUUUUGAAAAACUAUAUUUUCAACUAAAAAGAACUUUAAAGCAACUUCUUUCGCCAAAUGCAUACAAAACUGGUCAAUGAACUGAUUAACUCGUUAUUAGUUAUAAACUAUGAGAUAUAAUUCUAUUCAUUCAGAUUGUAGUUCAAUGAAUUUGUUUUUCAUUUUUAUUUUAUCUGCUUGUUUCAUUUAGACUUCAGUGCGUAAAUUACCAUAUGGAUAUCUUGUUUUUUUUUUUUUAUUUUUUUUUUCAAAAAAACUUGAUUCCCAGCACACUCUCAUUUUUAGGUAUAAUAUAUGAAAAAGGUGUCACCGACGUGGGCGUUCACUGUAUACAUAAAACAAUACCUGAAUAAUUAUGUGCCUGACAAUUAUUUAAUAUUUGGAAUUACGAUGAAGUUAAUGACAGAUAUUUUAUUUCAUGAGUGACAUGAGUUCGUAUUUUAUAUUUUUACAAAUCGCUGUAAGACAAAUGAUCUGGACCAAUAGAUAUUACUUGUAUGUUAAACUAUUUCAGAAAAAAUGAAAGAGAAAAAAAAUAACUAAAUAAUCGAAGACAAGGAUAAACUUGAAAAUUUUGAUAAAUCACUUGUGCAUUCAGCUAUAAAUGGCAAAAUGACAGCUUAUCUGGAUUGAUAAUUAUGAUACCGACUAAAGGAAAAAACUGAUCAUUUGAAAAUCAUUCCAACUUACUAAGGUGUGAGAAUGGGGGGAAAAAAAAAAAAAAACGGAAUGGAAAGAAAUAAGUAUUCAAUGUUAUAUGUUUACAUGAAGAACUGAUUGUUACAAUAUAAUUCUUAUUGAUCCAGCUCUUAUUGCUGUUUUAAUCAGUUUUCGCUGUCACGUUAUAGUUAUACGAUGAACACUUAUUUUGUAAUAAAAAAUAUAUGGUGCCUAAAGUACAGAGAUAAUAAAUUACAACACUAGAUCGAUACAUCAAUAAUCAUUCCGUAUGAAAUGAAUUUUUUCACCGUUUAUCAUCGACAUGGUUAAACGACAGAAUAUAUUUUGAACGAGAAACCUUCUUCUUCUUCGAGUCAAUGUCAAACACAUAAAAAUUGAAUAUUUACUCGCAGCUACCUAAAAUCUUCAAGAUCAGGAAGACCUACUAUAAGUUGUCGCUGUAGGGUGAUUGAAAA